UUCUAAAUAGGUCACGGUAUGAUUUGUUUUCAGGUUUCAGUGCGGUGUUGGUGUGCCGUGAUUUGGCUUUAGCGAGUGUAGCGCACUAAGCCAGUCCGUCGGUCGCCCAUCGCUCGCACACUCGUUCGGCGCGCAACGCACUGCGUCCGCCCGCCCAAAUCACGCGAUUUUCUUAAACUAUAUAAUACAUUCUAAAAAAAAGUUGUUUACGUGUGGACUGUUUUUCUUUAAAUCUGUGACGCAACAAGGAUGCCCACUAUGCAAAGCUUCAUGGACUUUUGAGCUGAAUUGGAAAGCCUAAAUUUAUAAAAAGUGGUGGCUCGCACGACGGAUGAGGACGAGCUGCACGACGGCAGCGGCGAUGUCGCGCUGACCGGCUACCCCUUCGUCAUGAACGACCUGUAUGUGGACGCGCGCAGAAUGCAACUCUACCCCCACCCGCAUAUGCACCCCACGGAGCUGACGGUGCAGGCCCUGUCGUCGCACGAACUACUGAAGCCCAAGGACGAGCCGUCUUACACCCUGGCGCCAAGCUCCACGCUUUGCUCGGUGGAACUCCAUCACCCAGGUUCUUCCCCGUACGAAAAUCGGCUAUGUCUUCAAGAGAACAAUGGCCCGGACACAUCGAAUUCUCAAAGCGUGAAGGGUGACGAGGAGCUGUCCAGAGUUUACCAAACUUUGAACAUGCAACCACUCUCGAGAGAAGAGAACACCAGUUCUAAUAACAGUAGCGAAACUAAAAGCAAGUCAAAAUCUGCGACUCCGGCCAGCCCCAGCCGCUCGGAGAUGAAGCCCCAGUCAACCACCACGUCGCAGGCCCUCACCAAGCCCCCCUACUCCUACGUUGCCCUCAUCACCAUGGCCAUCCACAGCAGCCAGUCUAAGCGUGCCACGCUUAGCGAAAUAUACGCGUACAUCACCAAGGAGUUCCCUUUCUUCGAGAAGAACAAGAAAGGCUGGCAGAACUCCAUUCGACACAAUUUAAGUCUCAACGAUUGCUUUAUCAAGGUUCCAAGAGAAGGCGGGGGCGAGAGGAAAGGCAAUUACUGGACUCUUGAUCCCCACUGCGGUGACAUGUUUGAGAACGGGAACUAUCGUCGCCGACGCAGGAUGAAGCGGCCGUCGAGGGCCACUCCGUACUCCAAGUCGAUAUUCGGAGACGCGUACCAUGUAGCCCACGUGGCUCAGCAUGUGCCUCCCCAUAUGCAACCGCUUCCGUUGGGCGGGAGAAACUACUUUGGAGCUACGUCUCCUUAUCCGCCGUCUUACCCGAGAUAUGACACGGCAUGGUUGUCUCCCUCCAGCGCCGGACUGGGCUACGGCGGCGCGUGCGGCGGCGUUGGCCGCAGCCCGCCCGGCUGCUCUCCGCACACCGCACUGCCGCACCAGUCCUCGCCAGUGUCGCUCAACCCGUUCGCAUCGCAUCAGCUUCAGGGUCAGAUACAGAGUUCCCUGCAACCGAUGCAGUCAAUGCCAAUGAACUACAACACUAUAGGUGUCACUUCUUUGGACGGAUCUCCAAGCCCCGGACCAGGCUAUGCGCACUCCUCAGGCGGAUUCUCACCGGGCCGACACCAUGACGUUGUCACCUCGUCUGACACCGCCGUCACUAGAUUCCCCUUUUGGACAGAAGGAGGAUCCCCGAGCCCUAACCCAGGCUACGUGCCGUCGAGCAACUACUCGCCCACGCGACGACACGAGGCCGUCACGUCUUCCGACGCGGCCUCCCGUUUUUCGUUCUGGCCUGAAGCCGUCGGUGUCAAAGAAGAGGCGUCGACGAGUCUCAUUACCAACGCCGCGCCCUACUCCAAAUGUUUCAUGUGAGAUCAGAGCAAAGCGAGAAACUCACAACACUACUAUCCUGGCCCUUUUAUGUGAUGUAAUCUUUAUUUACAAUAAUCUGCGGCCUGCUUUACGAAAGCUUCGAACUUGUAAAUCAAGCAGAAGACCCUAUCUAAUAAAAAUAGUUAAAAAGAGACUUCCAUUACCUAAUAUUAAGUUGCAAUUUUCGAAAAGCGGGCCCUGAUGAUUUAUUUACAUAUUUAUAUUACUUAUACCCACAAUCUCGUGUGAGUUUAUAAAUGUACACUUUGUACUCUUGUUUUUGGACGGAAUAGGAAAAUGAGCGUAUUUGACGUCUAAUGCAAAGAAAGUUAGAAGCUAAACUAAUUAUUUUCAUGUUUCCAAGACUUUUUCAUGCUGUUAUUUCGUGGUUCGUUUUCGGGAUUUACAUAAACAUUCGUGUAACAUCGCUUUCCUUAACGGCAAACUAAAGUGACACAACCACAAUACGCAAACACAAACCACGAAAUAAAUUGUUCAGUUUAAAUAUGGUAAUAUGAAGUUUAAUUAAAGUUUUGAGUGAUGUGAUUUGAUAACAAGGGGGCAUAUAUUAUAACAUUUAUAACAGGAUAGAAAAAUUAAAUCUUAUGUUUAAUGUGUAGUUAACUGUUAAAACGAUAAGGUAAUAUAAUGUGUAUAUACAAUUCUAACGUUAAACGUGCAUUUAAAUGUGUAAGUAGGGGAAAACAGAUUUGGGGUAUUUCGCUACUUGAUUAAAUGUGUUUAAUGUAUUCUAUGUAUGUCGUAAUAUUCGUUGUUUAUUCGUAUAAUAAACUGCAUAUUAGAAUUAAAAGAAAUCAGAUUGUUAACAUGUAAACCACACAUCGUUGCUAAAAACGCUGUACCUAAACUAACAACUUAUUUACUUCACGGACAUAUUUGUCUAUCCCACCGUUCCUUUAGGCAGAUAUUCGUAUUUCACUGAAAAAAUGUUGAUUAUAGUUAAUUAUUUAAGUAGAGAGAAAUAAGAUGGGCAGGCUCAACUGCGUUGAACGACUAUAUUCCACCCGUCAUCGUUACUGUCAAGUCUCUGUCGUUACAGAGUUCAAAAUGUAUGCGGUGAAGGAAAAAGGUUAUCUGUGUUCUAAAGGAUUUUUUUAAACAAAAAUUUGUUUGCUCUUUUCUUAAUCACUAUUUAGAACUGAUAGAUCAAUAUUUUUAUAUGUAACGAUGCGUUACGAAUCUAAAAAUAUAUAAAAUAAAACACACUAAAUUAUGACGGUCACGAAAAGACGAUUCGGGACAUUUUUAUUAUUGUUUAGAUCUAAACUGCUAACGAUUCUGAAUUCGAAGAAACUAAAAAUUUAAGGCUCCGAAAUUAAAUGACUAUUGUACAAAAAUUUGAAUUGAUAAUAUUUCUCGCUCACAUUUGUGGAAACUGAAGAAUUUCUACAUACGCUUUGAAUUUAUACAUAAAUUUCAUAUCAGUUCUUUAGACAACCACAUGUCUGACAAGAAAUUGUAGAAAUUAAAAAGUGGCAAUACUGUAGUGUUGUCCCUAUCAAAUCAAUUUAAGAAAACGGGACGACACUACAGUAUUGCCACUCUUUAAAUUCUACAAUUUUUUGUCGGACAUUUACGCCAAAAAUGUGACGAUUACGUAGGAAGUGGCGCCCUCAAUAAUUGUCUACAAUUUGUUGUCGGACUAUUAUAAAUGUGACUUGUUUUUGAUGUGAUUUGAUAUUUGUAAAAGAGGACUGUACUAUUUCAAUGAAUCUAAGAUAAAGAUUAGAUGUAAGAAGUAAAGUUACAGCCCGAAUUUAAAAAAGUAGAAUUGUUAUCUACAUUAGGGUUAUUCAUCUUGUUAUGUGUGUGUACAUUAUUAUUUACUGUUAUCGAAUAAAACGUGUUUCUUGGCAGGUUGCAAGUAAUGGCGGUUUUGUAAUAUAAUUAUUUAACCCAGCAGUAAUUGUCAAAAAAAAAAAAUUGAUUGAAAAAGAACAAAACAGGAGCGAUUUCCAAAUUUAUUGUACUUAUUUAUUGCAAAAUUAACUUUUUUUCAGUUUUGUUAAUCUUAACCGUCAGCUGUAUCGAUCGAAAAAACUUCAUAUUGAAAAGUACACUGCGGAAAGGAAAAUAUUAUGAUCUUUCCCUUAAAGGGGCCCACUGACUAUCAGUCCGCCGGACGAUA
Messenger RNA from Cydia strobilella, 3973 nucleotides. RefSeq names its product forkhead box protein L2-like. NCBI's taxonomy places the organism in Eukaryota, Metazoa, Arthropoda, Insecta, Lepidoptera, Tortricidae. Gene Ontology annotation, biological process: regulation of transcription by RNA polymerase II; anatomical structure morphogenesis; cell differentiation. Bases 391 to 1824 code for a protein of 477 amino acids. Gene Ontology annotation, molecular function: RNA polymerase II cis-regulatory region sequence-specific DNA binding; DNA-binding transcription factor activity, RNA polymerase II-specific. The transcript is spliced from 11 exons. The record is from RefSeq and is a predicted model, not a curated record.